UGUGGGGAUGAAAGGGCAAGGUGUCAAGCUGGUAAACUGAGUGAGAGCGGGAUAGUGUGAAAGAGAAGGGAAAAUGGGAGUAAUGGCGGAAGACGAUAAGAGAGAAGACGCAUGAACAACUAAAGAAACUGUUUUAUAAUUGAUUUUACAAAAAUAAAAGAAGCUAAAACACUAUUAAGACGUUUGAUUUCCCACAAUUCACGCCCACAAAAGUGGAAAACUGGGAAAUCAGAAGAGUCAAAACGUUUCGAACGACGAAAAAACGGAAAAAUUUUCAAAAUUGAAGAUGGCUAACGACGAUCCGAAGGCAUGGAUGUCCGUUGGUUUUGGGUACGCAGACGAUUUAAUACCAAAAUUUAACGGCCAGGACAAGAGCUAUUCGGUAACAAAAUUCGUUCAAGAAAUUGAAGAUAACGGCGAAAUUUUUCAAUGGACGCCGCUUCAGCAAUUAAUCAUAGCGAGGAGGUCACUCACGGGUACGGCGGCGUUGUGGCUCCGGUCGGAACGACCAUUCAGGACUUGGGAGGAGUUGAGACAGGCUAUUAUUAAAGAAUUUCCGGAUACAUUAGAUCAAAAAACCGCUCAUGAACUUAUGAGUGCUAGAAAGAAGAAGCCGGAAGAGUCAUGCAUUGACUACAUGCUCGUCAUGAAGGAGCUUGGAAAACGUGGCAAAAUGCCCGAUUACGUUGCCAUUAAAUACAUUGUCGACGGAAUUACAGGCGAAGAAACUCACAAAAUUAUGUUAUACGGUGUGACGACUUACUCGGAUCUCAAAGAAAAACUUCGUAUUUACGAAACUCUGAAGGAAAAGAUAAAUAAAAAGCGAGAAGUACGUAGCCAGCUACCUACUGCUGAUGUGUCGACAAAAGUUCGAGUGAUGAGAUGUUACAGCUGCGGGGAAAGAAGCCAUCAUUCGAAGGAAUGUCCUCAUAAACAUCUUGGGCUGAAGUGUUUUAAAUGUAAUGGUUUCGGCCAUAUUGCACCGCAAUGCAAAGUCACGGAAACAGCCGAAGGGGUUCCGAGUACAUCACGAAGCGGACCGAAUGUUGCCGACCAAUCAGGUGCAAGUUUCGUCCGACGUCAGCAGUCUUCAUUCCGACAAGUUGGUACAAGUGGUGCAAGAUCGCAAGAUGGUGGUGUAAAUGGACCAAAGCGCACGAUGUUCAAUUCGGAUGUCACAUAUUCGCCGGUUGAUAGUGGCAGCAUUGAUGUUCCGCAUAAUUGUCACGAUGUUCAUACUGUUUCGAGUGUCAUAGAUGACGGACUUGACGUUUCGACAAACUGUCAGGAAGUAAACAAGAACAAAAGUCUCAAGUUACAAAAACCGCGGAAAAUAAUAAGUAUACUGAAUAAGUCAACAAGCGCUUUGAUAGACACUGGUAGCGAGGUGAACUUAAUUUCUCAAGAGUUUUAUGUGUCAAUCGGAUCACCAAAAUGUGAAGACGAUCCAUUAUCUUUGUUCGGACUCGGUCAGGCGAAGGUGCAGUCCAUGCCGCAGAAAGUCAAAGAUUCGCCAGUUCAGUUGCGUAUUGUCUUAAAGGAUGAUGUUCCAGUAGCUCAGCGACCACGCCGGUUGGCUAUUACAGAACAGAAAGAAGUUGAACGGCAGGUAGAACAGUGGCUGAAAGACGGAAUUGUUCAAGUAAGUUGGUCAGAAUAUGCAAGUCCUUUGGUGCUAGUUAAGAAAAAAGACGGUACAGUUCGAAUUUGUGUAGAUUAUAGACUAAUUAACAAAAAAAUUGUAAAGGACGAAUAUCCUCUGCCUAUUAUUGAAGACCACAUUGACCGACUGGCAUCGGCUAAAGUUUUCUGUACCAUUGAUUUAAAAAAUGCGUAUUUUCAUGUGCCAGUGCAUGAGGAUUCAGUAAAAUAUACAGCAUUUGUUACCCCGAAUGGGCAAUAUGAAUUUUUGAAGGCCCCAUUUGGUUUGUCUAUAUGUCCUAAAGUGUUUACACGAUUCAUAACGGCUAUCUACCGAGAGCUUAUAGCCAGAGAUAUUGUGAUUGUGUUCAUUGACGAUUUGCUCAUUCCGGCCCAGGACGAGAAAGAGGCUGUGGACAGGUUAAAAGAAGUUUUAGAUGUCGCCGCGCAGUAUGGUUUGGAGAUCAACUGGAAGAAGACACAACUAGUGGUGAGAAAAGUCGAAUAUUUAGGCCAUAUCAUAGACAUUAUAUAAUAGACAUUCCUAGCAAAUAAUACCCUUAAUAUCACUCUAAUAACAUAAGGAAUGUACUCCCGAAAUUUGGGUAACAUUGUUUCAAUAUUACGUUCGAAUGAUCCAAAAUGUUUUGUAAGAACACGUUUGUCGUGCUGUUUGUAAGCCGACUUAAACCUUGUAGAUCAUAAUUUCAUGUAUGUUUCAUGUUUUCUUUUGUUUCUGUAUCGAAAGGUUGGAGAAAGAUUUCAUGUUCUUAAAAAAUAAAGGUAU
Messenger RNA from Trichoplusia ni (cabbage looper), 2428 nucleotides. RefSeq lists its product as uncharacterized. Bases 287 to 2176 code for a protein of 629 amino acids. The record is from RefSeq and is a predicted model, not a curated record. The transcript is spliced from 2 exons. NCBI's taxonomy places the organism in Eukaryota, Metazoa, Arthropoda, Insecta, Lepidoptera, Noctuidae. Gene Ontology annotation, biological process: proteolysis. Gene Ontology annotation, molecular function: aspartic-type endopeptidase activity; zinc ion binding; nucleic acid binding.